ACUCCUUUGUUUUCUCACUAAUGGAUUGUUAACUAUGUAAUACAAGUAAUUAAUUUUUUUCCACAUAAUUAAAGAAUUACAAACUCAGUGUGUAAUAACAAUGCUUUAACAACCCCUAAAGAUUAAACGGUAAAGCCAAAUGAAGAAAGCGACAAAACCUAUAAAAUUAAACCCCCACUGCUAUUGGGAUCGAAAUAAUUUUUUUAAUUUUAUUGAAUUGGUGAAAAAAAUUACCCUAAACAUUUCAAUUUGGGAGAAGAGAAAUUAGUUGCAAAAAUAGUGAUUUGGGAGGAAAUUUUGAAGCGGAAAAGGAACUUUGGUGAAAACGAAUUGAGAGAAUAGUAAACAAAGAUGUGGUGAGGGAUACAACAAAGCAUUAUGGCGAGGAGACAGCUUCGUUUAAAGGUGCAUAGGCUGUGAAAUACGUGGAAAUGACAUGUCUAAACACGUCCUUGUGGAAUCCAUUGCUGGGCUAUUCCCUAAUGCAAAUCACAAGACAUGUGUUAGACAAUUGUACACUAACUUCAAGAAUAGCCACAAGGGUAAGGCAUUAAAAGAUACCUUAUAAAAAGCUACCAGAUCAACAUAUGGAACAGAGCUUGUUGAAGUAAUGAUAGAAAUGAAGAAUUUGUUAAAUGCAACAUAUCAAUGGUUGGCUCAGAAACACCCAGCUUAGUGGUCAAACGCUCAUUUCUCCACCAGAUCUAAAUCUAACAUGUUGUCAAACAAUCUAUCAGAGUAUUUUAGUAAGUUUAUUCUAGGUGCUAAGGAUAAGCUCAUCCUAACUUGCGUGGAUACCAUUAUGACCAAAAUUAUACAAAGGAUUGCUCAAAAGAAAGAAGAAGCUGAGAAAGUCAUUGAACCAUUGUGUCCAAAGAUUCAGAAGAAGUUGGACACCAUGACUGUGCUGUGCAAUAGGAAUUCCAUUAAUGUAUUAACUAUCAUGAUGAUGUUGCAAGAGAGGCUAGAAAGUUGUGCGGACCCUCGUUACCCCAAGACCACAUACAUUUCAAUUUACUCACAUUUGAUCAAACCAAUCAGAGGUGCAAAACAGUGGAGUCAAGUUCAAAGUAUAGAGCGAAUACAACCUCUAGUGCUUAGAAGGCCACCAGGCAAACCCCGUAAAGCAAGGAAAAAGGCAGUAGAUGAAGCUCAACUACUGGUGAAAGAUGGUCGAGGAGGGCAUGCAAAUGAACAGCAUGAAAUGUGGUGGUCAAUCAGGCCACAAUGUCAGAACAUGUAAGGGAAGGUUUGAGGUAACAACAUGAAGAAAAAAAACUACGCAUAAAUCUCAGAGAAAGAAAAAAGUCAAUUGGAUUUCAAGCUGCAGGUGCUACACCUCAACCAGCAACUUCAACACCGCCAACUUACACUAAAACCUACAACCCGAGGACCUGUAACUGCACGUAAUACUGCAAGGUUUAAGGAAAAACUUAUUGUGUCCAUUCAAACUAAAUUGUCUAAUUUCAAUAACUCCAACUAUCUACCAAGCUUAUUUAAUAAUUAAAAAAAUCAUUGUUACUCGUAUAGUUUAAGAGAGCUCCUACAAGAACUCUACAACACCCUCCAAUCAACCAAAUUCCAAUUGUCACCGUUGUGAGAAGGGUGCCAAGGAUAACUAAUUCAGGAAUAAUGUUAAUUUAGCUAACUCAAGAAAAUGAAGAAAGCAUUGUGGUCGAUUUUUGUACAAAGGAGAAAGAGCCAACAAAAGGGCGAAGACUUUUGGAAUAUUGUUUUUUAAUCAAUGUUUGAAUGUUUGGUUAAUUACUUUUUUGGCAGAUUACUAGAAGGUUUUAUUUGGAGCCUAUUUGACUUUGUUAACAUUGUCUAGUCUCACCUAAUUUUGUUGUUCAUUUGGGUACAUGGGUGAGUCACGGCUCGCAAAUUAGACUAAUGCACAGAACAUUUUAUGGAGGUUAAUUGAUUAGAUGAUGCUUAUUCGAUUCACUUGAA
Molecule: messenger RNA, 1953 nt
Organism: Gossypium arboreum
Lineage: Eukaryota; Viridiplantae; Streptophyta; Magnoliopsida; Malvales; Malvaceae
Exons: 4
Coding region: 716-1243 (175 amino acids)
Source: RefSeq, a predicted model, not a curated record